ACAUCGCGAGAACAUCAAGGCUCAGCUACAGGUGGCAAAGUCGCAAGUCCACUUCAGUAUUGAUCUAUGGUCGUCGCCGCAUCGGAAAGCCUUCCUCGGAAUAUGUGCGCAAUGGGUCGAUGAACACUAUAAGCUCCGCGAGGCCCUACUGGGUCUGCCGAACAUACAGCACAGUCACUCGGGCGAGACGAUGUCAAGGCACCUGCUAGACACAAUACGGUAUUUCCAUAUUGCCGGAAACAUUGGUUACUUUACGGCGGAUAACGCUACCUCCAAUGAUACUUGCCUACGUGCUUUAUCAACAUCACUGGCGAACGAAUUUGGCGUCGGAUUUGACCCCAUUGAGCGUCGCGUUCGUUGCGGAGGCCAUAUUAUCAAUCUGUGCCUCCAGGCGUUUCUUUUUGCCNCGUCGCGGCGAUUGAAGAGGCGGAUGACAACAUGGAUGCGACAGUUGUUGAGUCUCUGCAGGCGCAAUUGCAGCAAAAGGAACGGCAAGGGCAAAUACCGAAGGGUGUCAGAUGAUCAAGCCGGAUGGCGAUCGAUCGGCCCCCUUGGCAAACUACACAACAUCGCCGUGUUUAUACGGAGUUCGACAGUGCACAGCGACGCAUGGCAGCGCCUGGCAGGCCGUGCACUUGGCAUUGACAAUGCAACAAGAUGGAAUUCAUGGUACAUGCUGCUUCGGACUGCACUCGAGAAGAAAGACAAGCUUAUGGUGUUUCAACAAGAGCAUCAUAAGUCCUUGGGUGAUGAUAGUCUCACGCAGGACGACUGGGAUGUCCUCAGGUUGACGGCGGACUUCCUCCAGCCCUUCUGGCAGGCUACGCUGGCGGAAGAGAAGAGGUGGUCGUCAUUAGAUCAGCUGCUUUACCACAUGGACAUCCUGCUCAAGCAUUUUGAGGAUGCAAAGGAGACGUACAGCGAUAAUCAACGUCUCAUCAACUCUAUCCACAUGGGCUGGUUUGUGCUUGACAAGUACUACUUUAAGACCGAUGAGACGCCGGUGUAUUCCGCGGCGCUGCUUCUCCACCCGUCAAAGCGAUUAAAGUACCUCCGGCAGAAUUGGUGCGAUGAUUGGCAUGAUGGUGCGAUCGAUAAAGCCAGGCAGAUUUGGGCUCAGUACAAAGAUCUUCCAGUUGCUAGUACUCCAAGGCGGCCGCCGGAGACGCAGAUGACAGCGUAUGAUAAGCUCGCGCAAUCGCUCGAUGUGACGGAGGCGAGUGACGACGAGGAUGAGCUGGAGAAGUUUAUUACCGGCUCUCCAUGCAAGAUCACAGUGAGUCCCCUUGAGUGGUGGACCAGAGAGGAGCAAAGGGUGGAGUAUCCCCGGCUGCAUAAGAUGGCUAUUAACGUACUUUCGAUUGCGCCUAUGUCGGACAAGGCCGAACGUGUCUUUUCAGGUACUGGGCGUACUGUGUCGUAUGAUCGUGCACGCCUCGGGACAGAAACUAUUGAGACGACGGAGUGUCUUGGAAGCUGGAACAAGAACGACCUCAUCCGGAAGGUGCAUGUAGUUCGAGACGAUGACAAUUCAGAAUGA
Daldinia childiae is the source of this 1540-nucleotide messenger RNA. RefSeq names its product hAT family dimerization domain protein. The annotation marks the transcript as partial. Gene Ontology annotation, molecular function: protein dimerization activity. The transcript has 2 exons. The record is from RefSeq and is a predicted model, not a curated record. NCBI's taxonomy places the organism in Eukaryota, Fungi, Ascomycota, Sordariomycetes, Xylariales, Hypoxylaceae.